Phasianus colchicus (ring-necked pheasant) is the source of this 2342-nucleotide messenger RNA. NCBI's taxonomy places the organism in Eukaryota, Metazoa, Chordata, Aves, Galliformes, Phasianidae. The record is from RefSeq and is a predicted model, not a curated record.
CUCAGACCGCGUCCCUUCUUUCUCACCCCACGGCCGGCAGCCCAGUGACACUCGGGCCCCUGCGCAGGGCUCCGUCCCCCCGCGCCCUCGGGCUGCGGGCUCUGCCACAGGGCUUCCACACGGCGCGCGAGAGGGGACGCGUGACCAAUCGCUUCACUUGGCACCAAGGUCUGAAAUGUGGCCGCCGCUCGAAACCCAGCGGCGCCAGGAGAGGCUUGCCAAGGGCUACGGACCGCGGCGAGGAGAAAAGAAAGCCGUGCCUCGGCCCACCGCGGCGGAGAGGACGUGGGACGAGCGGGGACGGCCGGUUGCCGUGGAGAAGGCGACGCCGCGCGGCAGCCUGCGCGCGAAUAAAAUGGCGGCGGGCGGCAGCGGCCUGUCGCGGGUGUGCAGAGCGCCGGGCGGCCCCUCGGUGCCCGCCGGGAGCGGCGCGGUGAGCGGCGAGCUGCUGGAGCGGGAGGAGCGCUACAAGAAACUGAAUGCAGAAUUAGAAGCAAAAAGAGAAAAACUGAUGCGUCACACCGAAGAAGUAAUGAAGAGCCAACAAGAGACACUAUCUAGACCAAUUUCAGUACAAACUAAGUACUGUGAAGAUGACAAACAGAGAGAUCCACUCUUUCUCAAAGUUUCAUCUCUUACACACUCUCAUACCAAGCCAUCAAACAAAAAGAAAUGUGCUCCUGCAUCCAUGGUUCAGAACAGGACAUAUUCUGGAAAUAAAGGGAAAAGAAUAACUUCAAGUUCUGAAAUCAAUCUGGAAACACAAAAUGGAAACACUGACGAUGUUACAGUGUUGGAGGAUUGCACUGGUUUUUCUUUAGCAAAAACAGUGAGUGAAAUUGAAGGAAAAGUAGAGAAAGGAGGCUUGCCAGAUUGUCUGGAUGAUGAUAUUAUUCCAAACACUGCAAGUGAAAUUGGAGCAGAAGCACAAAUCAGGUUUCUUAAGGCAAAGUUACAUGUUAUGCAGGAAGAGCUGGAUAGCAUCAUGUGUGAAUGCAGGAGAAAGGAUGAUGAAAAUCAGAAUUUAAAAUCUCAGCUUAAAGAUACCGAAGAAGAAAGGACGAGACUGCAACGAAAGAUCAGCGUGCAGCAGUCUCAGACUGAGAAAUACAAGAUGUUAUCACAAGAAGCAAGCAAAAAAUGCGAAGGAUUACAGCAAGAGGUGGUUGCACUAGAAAAGGAAUUAGAGAAUUUAAAGCGUGUACAAAAACAAGCUGCAAGCAGUCAAAGUGCAACAGAGGUUCGCUUAAAUAGGGCCCUGGAAGAAGCAGAAAGGUAUAAAGCAGAGGUGAAUAAACUGAAGCAAAGUAACAAGGAUGUAGCUAACCAAGGACUCAAAACAAUUGAAGAAUUAAAAGCAGAAAACAAGAAACUGCAGAAACAAAAAGGAGAACUAAUAACAGCUUUCAAAAAGCAGCUGAAGUUAAUUGAUAUUUUAAAGAGACAAAAGAUGCACAUUGAAGCUGCUAGGAUGCUUUCUUUUACUGAAGAGGAAUUCAUGAAAGCUCUUGAGUGGGGAAAUGAUUGAUUCAAACUUGUUUGAAAUACAAAACAGACGGUACGUUGUUUUGGCACUAGGAGUGUAUGUUAAUAGUUAACAAAUAUAUCUCAGAGAAUGGAUUUUGGUGAUUCUGCUCACGUUGAAAUUAUUUCACUUUUAAAAGCCUGAUAGGUUGCUUUGGAAUGUCACAUGCAAUACAGAUUUCCUGUGAAGUUCCAAGCCCAACUGUUCCAUAAGGAGCCAAGAGGCACAGAGAGCAGGUGAACUUUGUUAUCUGUUCUUCUGUUUUUUAGCAUUCAAAACUGUUAAAUAAGGUAACAUUCAGUCUAAAGAGAAGCCAGAAUUACUAUAAUCUAAUACAGCUUAUUGUUUGAAAGUUCCUAAUUUAUUUAGUCAAGGUAAAAAAAAAUGUAUAUAUAAAUAUUUAUAUAUUUCUGUGCUCACUAGAUACUGGUAAUGGAUACAGUCAGCAGUGAUGGCUCCAUAUCACAAGCACUCUACAUGCAUUGUUUCCUGAUUUUAUUAUCUCAUCAUUAUAACCAAGUAAUAAAUAAAAAUGUGGGUGUAGAUGAGCUAAGCAGAUGAUGUACACUAAUAAACAAGAGUAAUAAAAGCCCGUGCUGGUGAAGCUUUGUUAAACCUCAGCUACUUCAGUGGAUUCCUCCCUGAGAGUGAUUUAGUAGAAAUGUGACACACAAAGUUUGUUUAUGUGCUGAAGUGAGGCAAUUAGCAAUGACUCUGAAAGGUGCUUAUAGUGAGAGUGGGGUUGAUCUCUUCUCACUGGUGACAGGACAAGGGGAAAUGGCCUCCAGUUGCACCAGGGUAAGUUUAGGUUGGAUAU